Messenger RNA from Sciurus carolinensis (gray squirrel), 2791 nucleotides. RefSeq names its product chromosome 12 C1orf116 homolog (gene C12H1orf116). Lineage: Eukaryota; Metazoa; Chordata; Mammalia; Rodentia; Sciuridae. The transcript has 4 exons. The coding region runs from base 202 to 2028 and encodes 608 amino acids. The record is from RefSeq and is a predicted model, not a curated record.
GUCAGGAGGAGGGCAAAAGAAGAAAACAGUAGGAGGCAGGGAAGCAGUCUCUGUCUCCAUCUCUGCCCUUUGAAAUAAAAGGGUAUUCGUUUCCUCCCUUCAGCCCCCAACCCAGUGAAGGCCCAGCUUGGGACAUUCUUCGCUUCCCUUCACUUCCCCUCUGGGAGUCCCUUUCACCACCCCUGCGCCUUGCUUCGGGCGAUGCCCGAGAGGGAGCUGUGGCCAGCAAGGCCUGGCUCGGAACCCGUGACCUGCAUCCGCAGCUGCGACAGCAUGAUGAGCGCCACCUCCACCCGCUCUGGAUCUAGUGACAGUAGCUACGACUUCCUGUCUGCAGAAGAGAAGGAGUGUCUGCUGUUCCUGGAGGAGACCAUUGGCUCAUUGGACAUUGAGGCCGACAGCGGACUCUCCACUGACGAGUCUGAGCCAGCCACAACUCCCCGGAGUUUCCAAGCACUGCCUGUAGCACAGCUGGAUCCCCAGAGAAACUCAGAGAAGACGAUCAUUCAGCAAGGACCAGAGCCAAGGAGGGUGACUCAGUCCUCCUCAUUUCAUCCCCGUGAGCCUCACAGCUUGGGCUUCAAGUCUGGCUCCUAUAGCCUCCCUAGAAAUAUCCAUAUUGGCAGAAACCAGUACCUCAAGAAAAGCACCACCCAGACUGACAGUCACUUCCCUGGAGAAUCUAAGGGGCCCCUAGCUGAACCUAAGAAAAAGCAGACCAGCCAGAGCAAGGGACCCAGCCAGGCACCAGCUGAUCCCCAGGGGGCUGCCCUUGACCUGGACGUGGUACUCAUUCCCCCGCCUGUGGCUUUCCAGGACGCCCAGCCAGAGCAGGAUAGGAAAGACAACCUGCCCAAGGGGCCAGGAGAGCAUCGGCCCCAGCUCCACCCACCAUUCAGCUCCCUGGAUAGAGUAGAGCCAGAUUCAGAGACCAUGUCCCAUGCAGCCACUGGGAAAGGCUCAACAGGGGGUGCAGGACAUCCACAGCCUCCUCUCACCGAGUCGUCUUGGGUUGCUAGAGCUGAAGAUACUUCCCUGCCACCAGGGGCCGAUCCAAAUUCCAGAGUGGCUCCACUCACAGCCCCAAAGCCCCGGAAACUGCCACCCAACAUUGUUCUGAAGAGCAGCCGAAGCAGCUUCCACAGUGAUCCCCAGAACUGGCUGUCCCGUCACACUGAGGCUGGAGAUUCUGGCCUGGUGUCAUCUUCACUGCAGGAGCAGAGGAAAGCACGCAGAGAAGCACUGGAGAAGCUGGGGCUACCUCAGGACCCAGAGGAGCCCAAUCUCCCCUUGAGUAGGCCCACGAGCUCCUUCAGACUCAAGGAGUCUCAGGGCCGUGGCCCUUCCCCAGCCCCAACCCCAGCUCCAGCUCAGCCAUCCGCUCCAGCUCCCAUAGCAGCAGUUGCUCCUGCUGCAGAGAAGAUUCCAGCUCAGGGAUCUUCCCCAGUGAAGCCUCCAGCACCAGCUCUAACUCAGGGGCCCUCUCCAGGCAAGGUUUGGAUUCCUGCCCAGGAACCCUCUCUCAUGAAGGUUACCAAAUCCACACCAAUCCCUAUCCCUAAGGCUCCAAAGGCAAACAGUGGCCUAAGUCAGCCAAAGCCAGACUCAGGACUGACUCUCCAGGAGAGCAACAUCCCUGGCCUGAGACAGAUGAACUUCAAGUCCAACACUCUGGAGCGUUCAGGCGUAGGACUAAGCAGCUACCUCUCUGCUGAGAAAGACCCGAGUCCCAAAACCAGCACUUCUUUGGGAAAGGGCUCCUUCUUGGACAAGAUCUCACCCAGUGUCUUGCGUAAUUCUCGGCCCCGCCCUGCCUCCUUGGGCACUGGGAAGGACUUUGCAGCUAUCCAGGUUGGCAAGUUGAAGGACCUGGAGCAGGACCAGAGCUCCAAGCGCCUGUCCUACCAAGGACAGAGCCAUGACAAGCUUCCUCGACCCCCCUGUGUCAGUGUCAAGAUUUCCCCAAAGGGCAUCCCUGAUGAACAUAGGAGGGAGGCCCUGAAGAAGCUGGGGCUGCUGAAGGAGUAGGCCACCAGUGCCACCAUCACUAAAACAAGAGGAAAGACUGCGGGUUCCACUCAGGAGCCCUGUGACCUCGCAGCUCAGGGCUGGGGCAGCCAAAGGCUCCUCUCAGGUGCUCUGUGCUCUUGGAGGUGAAGGGGAGGGAGAGACUUUUGUCCAAGCAUGUGUUUAAUUCAGAAUGAUUGUGCCAUUGACCACCUCUCCGGAUCAUUCUGAAAAUGAAAUAGACAAGAGGGGGGCAUACACAUGUGUGUUUGGGGGCACUAUACGUAUCACUGGCACUAUUUAUGUAACAUACAAAGGCACUGCUCAGAAUUCUACUCUGGUUGAAAUUUUUCUUACAAUGGAGAGGGGAGUCCAAGCCCGAGCAGAAAAGUCAAAUGAGAUGAUGAAUGUGCAAGUGACCUGAAAGAAAAGUUAUAGUCGGCACAUAAAGGUUUACAUGAAAUGUGGGCCUCCUCGAACCCCUGCAAGAAAUGGAGACUGGCUCAUACCUUGCUGGAUCCCUCUCUCAGUUCAGGCUUUCUGGACAAGGCCUAAAGCCUAGAGAAGUUGGUUUGUUAUCUCUUCACCCACUGCCUUCUCAGUAUCGCCAGUCCCACCAUGGUAGGACCCCUCCCUGUGACUAAACCUUAGUUCACUGAUAGCAGGAUAGCUCUUGUCAGCUCUUUAGGAUAAGAGGCCACACACUCACACCUCCACCUGCACGGGAGAGAGUCCUUGUUUGUGGGCUUGAUAAAUUCAGUAAUAAACUGUGCUGUGGUCCAUG